AUGUCUGACACAGAGUCCACAGAAUUCGAGAAUGCCGUUGACUGUCAGAAUGCCAUGGGAGCAGUAGAUGAAGUUGCAAUGUUCGUGGUUUCAAUGUCGCCUGGUGGCUCCAUGAUUGAGCUACUCCUUGUGGUUUUAUUGAUAGGACUACAUACAGUCAGUGGCCAGAGCAGCUUAGUACAGUGUCACUGCAAUAUCAACAGGCUAAGGGGCUCUGCGAUGGACGUAGUCUGUUCAAAGUCCAAGAAUCUUGCCGGGAAACUACAGUGUAGUAAAGCCGUCGUCCAGGACGUGCCGGCGGGCUACGAGUACGUGGAGCCGUGGGGGCUGUUCAAGCUGUACCGGCCGCACCUGGCGCGCGACGCGGCCUUCGCCACCUGCCAGCGCCACGGCGGCAGACUCGCCAUCCCCAGGGACAAGGUGGCGGCCGCCGCGCUGGGCAACAUCGUGUGA
This is a messenger RNA of Schistocerca cancellata (South American locust), 453 nucleotides long. RefSeq lists its product as uncharacterized. Lineage: Eukaryota; Metazoa; Arthropoda; Insecta; Orthoptera; Acrididae. The record is from RefSeq and is a predicted model, not a curated record. The coding region runs from base 1 to 453 and encodes 150 amino acids. The transcript has 4 exons.